Molecule: messenger RNA, 753 nt
Organism: Aplysia californica (California sea hare)
Lineage: Eukaryota; Metazoa; Mollusca; Gastropoda; Aplysiida; Aplysiidae
Product: 1-aminocyclopropane-1-carboxylate synthase-like protein 1
Exons: 6
Coding region: 1-753 (250 amino acids)
Biological process (GO): biosynthetic process; amino acid metabolic process
Molecular function (GO): pyridoxal phosphate binding; transaminase activity
Source: RefSeq, a predicted model, not a curated record
AUGGGGGUUAACAUUCCCAAUCAGUCUGUUGUUAACAAUUUCGGCCUUCCUCCACAGGGCAAGAAUAUCAGGGCGUUCUUGUUUGUGACCCCGAACAACCCACUUGGUUCUGUAUACACCGCCACACAGAUCAACGAUGUUCUACAUUUCUGUGCCAAGUACGCUCUUCACGUGAUCGUGGACGAGGUCUACGCCCUGUCCAUCCAUGACCCCGAAUCGACCUUCGUCAGUGUCCUGUCCAUGCCUCACCCCGACCCAGAGAGGACUCACUUCCUUUGGGGCUUCAGCAAGGACUUCGGUCUGUCCGGGUAUCGGUGUGGCGUGCUGUGGAGCGCCAACAAGGAGAUGAUCGAUGUGAUCAACAAGACCUUGUUCCAUCCGCCCCCUGCCGUCAUCCAGAUGAGACUCAAACACAUCAUUGACGACACAGACUGGCUACACCACGAGUAUUUCCCAGUUCUGCGGAAGAGACUACGUCAGACAUACGUCAUGGCACGUGACAGGCUACAACAGCUGGGGUUGGUGGUACAUCCUAGCUCCAGUGGUAUCUUCAUCUGGUUUAAUGCUGCUCGGUAUAUGCCGGACAGGAGCAAGUCCGCAGAGAUGUGGCUUUUACAGAAGUUUGUGUUGGAGAAAGUGAUCCUCAUCCCGGGAGACAUUUGCGAGAGUCGAGAGCCGGGAUAUUUCAGAAUGGUCUUCUCUGUCAAUCCGGCAGAACUCAAUGAAGAGUCAGGAGCCAAAAAGAGGGGUUAA